This is a messenger RNA of Bipolaris oryzae ATCC 44560, 402 nucleotides long. RefSeq lists its product as uncharacterized. The transcript is spliced from 3 exons. Lineage: Eukaryota; Fungi; Ascomycota; Dothideomycetes; Pleosporales; Pleosporaceae. The record is from RefSeq and is a predicted model, not a curated record. Bases 1 to 402 code for a protein of 133 amino acids.
AUGCACUUUCUAUACCUUUUCGCCGCUGUCACAGCAACGGCAUCGGCGUCCUUCACCAAUAAAUGCCAGUCGUGCAGUCUCAUCAUCAACAAGGCUGAAGCCGGUGUCAUGGGAUGCGAUUGCUUCAAUGAUGCCAAUCAACUCGUCGGUUCGAUCCUUCGGCUGUCGACGUGUUUUGCGAAUGCGGAUGGGAAGUUGAUUCCGCAGGCAAAUGGUAACUUUGUCAAAAGCUGCUCAGUCGAGGGUCUAUUUCCCUCAUCGCAACGUUCGUUGUUCUUGUCUGUUAAGUGUAAGGAUAACAGCGGAAAUACCCAGAGUGGAUCGUUUGAUAUCAAUGCUGGUAGCACUAUCACGAGCGUGAAUGGGGUUAUGAAGUGCUUUGGGCAGGGCGGUCCAAACUAG